GGGCAAUGCCAGCGAGUGUCUGGCUGCCGUCAAGAAGCUGUUCAACUUCUCGGCCUGUGGCCAGAGCCCUCGCCUGGCCCUCGAUGACAGGAACGUGACCCUGGAGGGCAGGGGCAAUGCCAGCGAGUGUCUGGCUGCCGUCAAGAAGCUGUUCAACUUCUCGGCCUGUGGCCAGAGCCAAGACUGCACCUUCAAUGGCAUCUACCAGCCCCGGGUCAGCGGGAUGUUCAUUGCCUUCUCUGCCUUUUACUACAACUUCAAGUUUCUCAACCUGACCGAGAGGCAGCCGCUGGCCGCUGUCAGGGAGACCAUCGAGCAUUUCUGCACAAGGAGCUGGGCAGACCUGUCUGCUAGCUACCCCGAAGAGAAUCCUGAGCGGCUGCCGAAAUACUGCGCCAAUGCCAACUACAUCCUCACGCUCCUCCUCGACGCCUACAAGUUCAGCGAGACCAGCUGGAACAACAUCUUCUUCCAGAAGAAGGCGGGGAGCGCUGACAUCGGCUGGACGCUGGGGUACAUGCUGAACCUCACCAACAUGAUCCCCGCCGAGGCUCCGGCGCGGGUGAAAGGGCACGUCCCUUCCCUCUGGGCUUUGGCCGUUGCCUUCAUCGUCCUCACCCUUGCCUUGGGGCUUGCUGCCCUGCUCCUGCUCUUGUGGGUGUAG
This is a messenger RNA of Mesitornis unicolor (brown roatelo), 664 nucleotides long. Its product is annotated as ectonucleoside triphosphate diphosphohydrolase 8-like. Gene Ontology annotation, biological process: nucleoside diphosphate catabolic process. Gene Ontology annotation, cellular component: plasma membrane. Gene Ontology annotation, molecular function: UDP phosphatase activity; GDP phosphatase activity. The transcript has 4 exons. The annotation marks the transcript as partial. Lineage: Eukaryota; Metazoa; Chordata; Aves; Mesitornithiformes; Mesitornithidae. The record is from RefSeq and is a predicted model, not a curated record.